GGAGGCCAUCUGCCAUAAAGCCGAAGAAGAAGAAGAUGACUUGCUUUAGCAUUAGAAGAAGAAGGAGUUAUCUGAUACCUGGACUCGAACCUACGGAUUAAAGUUCACACGUCACGUUGCCGUGUGAUGUAGGAGACAUGUCUCUCCAGGUGGUGCUGCAGCAGAGGAUCACCUCUGCCCAGGUGUUGCUGCAGAGGGCAGAGCUUCUGGUUCCAGGUGUGGAGGGCCACCAAAAGCUGUGUAGUAAGCUGCGGGCGGAGCUGCGCUUCCUGCGGCGAGUGGAGGCCGGAGAGCUGCAGGUCCGAGAGUCUCACCUCCACAGCACCAACCUGACUCACCUGACGGCCAUCGUGGAGUCCGCAGCAAGUCUGGAAGACGUGGUUGCUCUGCUUCACGUCUUCACCUACCUGGAUGCCGUCGGCCACCGGCAGACGCUGGUGGUGGACGUGGUGGCGAACGGGGGACACACCUGGGUGAAGGCGGUGGGCAGGAAGGCUGAGGCUCUCCACAACAUCUGGCAGGGGCGGGGCCAGUACGGAGACAAGAGCAUCAUCAGCCAGGCCGGGGACUUCCUGCAGGCCAGCCGCCAACAGGAAGUCCACUACCGGCCCCCCCACAUCGUCUUUGCCUUCUAUAACGGGGUCUCCUGCCCCAUGGCCCAGCGCCUCAAGGACAUGGACAUUGCUGUCCGCGGGGACAUUGUUGCCGUCAACAGUGUGACGCUGGAGGAGGAAGAGGAAGAGGAGGAGGAGGAGGAGCCGCCAACUGAAGAUAACGAGAAGGAGGAGGAGCCAGCUGAAGGUAAGGAGGAGGAGCCAGUUGACGAUAACGACGAGGUGGAGAAGAGACCGGCUGAAGAUGGUGAGGAGGAGCUUACCAGAGUGGACCGGGGGACGGUGGUCGCCCGCUUGGCGUUUCCUGCGCAGGUGAAGGUGGAGGAGUGUCGGCGAGUGAACCUGGACAUCACCACACUGAUCACGUACGUGUCGUCGCUGAGUCACGGGCGAUGUCACCUCUCCUUCCGGGAGCCGGUGCUGACGGAGCAGGCGGCUCAGGAGCGCCAACUGCCGGUGCUGCCGCGGCUCGACGACUUCCUGCGAGGGAAGCAGCUGUUCGCCUGCCGCGCCGCUGUCCGCGACUUCCAGCUGAUCCUGGACACGUUGGGGGGGGCAGGUGAGAAGGAGCGUGCCCGUGUGCUGCUCGCUCGCCUCCAGCAGGUGGACGAUCAGCCGUCAGAGCGCUCGCUGAUCCUCACGCCGAGCGCCAAGGUCAACCGCCGUUCGCUCCUGAUCUUCGGCACUGGAGACUCGCUGAGGGCCGUUACCAUGACGGCAAACAGCCGGUUUGUCAGGGCGGCCGCCAAUCAGGGUGUCCGAUACAGCGUGUUCAUCCACCAGCCGAGGGCGCUGACGGAGGGCAAGGAGUGGAGGGCCACGCCCAUCUGAAGAGACUUCCUGUGCCGGGGCUGAUGGGGGUUUGAGUUGUAAUACCAAGGGGCUGAUGGUAAUUGUAGUAAUCAUGUAAAUGAAUCUGAUCAGAUGAGGUUUGUUGAAUGACAUCAUAAUAAAGCAUCACAGUCACUUCCU
Messenger RNA from Cyclopterus lumpus (lumpfish), 1586 nucleotides. RefSeq names its product chromosome 17 C7orf25 homolog (gene c17h7orf25). NCBI's taxonomy places the organism in Eukaryota, Metazoa, Chordata, Actinopteri, Perciformes, Cyclopteridae. The transcript is spliced from 2 exons. The record is from RefSeq and is a predicted model, not a curated record. Bases 138 to 1445 code for a protein of 435 amino acids.